Plasmodium vivax (malaria parasite P. vivax) is the source of this 1308-nucleotide messenger RNA. Its product is annotated as variable surface protein Vir6-like. The transcript is spliced from 2 exons. Bases 1 to 1308 code for a protein of 435 amino acids. Lineage: Eukaryota; Apicomplexa; Aconoidasida; Haemosporida; Plasmodiidae. The record is from RefSeq and is a predicted model, not a curated record.
AUGAAACGACAAUUUGUCGAAAGAAUAAAUGAAACGAGUUUUAACAUUAUUAGUGACGUUUCGGACUUUGAAAAAAGUUAUCCCCAUAAUGAACGAAAGAACCUUAUUAGGUUACCUAAAGUUUUUACUAAAUUACAAAAAUAUUUAAGCAACCAUGCAGUUUUUGCUGCAGCUGGUACAUAUAAUGGGGAUGCUACUUGUAACUAUAUAAACUACUUGUUAUAUGAUGGAAUUCGUAACGAAAAUUAUGGCUAUUGUGAUGAACAGACAUUUAAUAAUUUUAGGGAUUUUGUUUAUGACUACAAUACAAGUACACGUUCUCAUAUAUGUAUCAAUAAGCUAAAACAUCUAGAUGAACAUGAAUUUAAAAAAAUGAAUGCCUUAUAUCAGUUGUAUGAAUGGUAUAAUAAACUUACAUCUACCUAUUUAGACAAGAAUGGCCGCUGUGAUGCUUUCGGUAAUAUAAUUGCAAUUUAUAAUAAGGCCUUAGAAAACUAUGAUAGUGAAGACGGUAAGGAUGAUAAGUUAAUUGAAAAAUUAUUAGAUCUUAAGAAAUUAACUGUAGAAUCAAAUUUACCACAUUAUAGUAUAUGUAAAUAUAGGAAAUAUGAAUUCAAAGAACCAAAAAAAUAUUUAAAACGUCAGGAGGAAAUCGAAGCAAAGAGGAGACACGCAGAAGAAGAAAUAAAAAGACAAAUACAGAAACAACAACAAGAACAAGAACAAUUACAAAGACAAAAAGAAAAAGAAGAAUUAGAAAAACAAAACUUACCACAAAGGGGAAAACUUGAUACUAACGAACUAUUAAGCAACAGAGAAAACGUAUUAUCAGCAGCAUUAACACAUGAAAUUGAAACAGAACAAUCAUUUGGAACAGAAUCUCCACGAGGCGAAGGAUAUAGAGUAAUGCAGGAAUAUGCAAGACCAUCAUCAUUUUAUUCAGAACGAUUAAGAACACAAAAAGAACAACUGGAACAAACAAAAAGGGGAUAUGGUGGAUUUAAAGAUGAAACUAUGGACACAAGCACUACAUCAGGGAUCACAGCGACAAUAACAGAUACUAUUUCUGGAUUUAUAAAAGAAGUUGAUCCAGCACCUGUACUUGGUGUAUCUGGUGGGAUGGGUGUUUUAUUUAUACUUUUUAAGUAUACUCCAUUUGGAUCCUUCUUUGGAGGAAGAAGAGGACGAUUCCGUCAAAUUCCUAGAACUUUUGGAGGAUUUCCACCAGGAGAUUUCGGACAUUUUCAGGAAUAUGGUGGUGGGUAUGUUGGAUAUAGUCAAAUGGAUAUGCCUUUUCAGGGGGAAUAG